GCCUUGCCUCUCUCUAGUUUGUCAAGAAAAAAUGGAAAAUUUCGCAAGUGUCCAAAAGUAAUUUGCUAUUCCUCCUCCUUAUGCUAUUAUAAGUCACUUAAGUCUCAACUCCUUCACUACACUUAUCAUCCAAAAAAACGAAACAAACAGAAUCAGUUCCUUCUUAAUUUAAAAAAAAAAAAACCCUUGGCAGUUUCAACCAUGGCAGAGGUUGAAAUCAACGUUGUUGAAACGAUCAACGGUGAUUGCCACGAAUUUAAGUCACUUCUGUCUUCUUCAGACAGAGAUUUCCUCGUACGCAACAACGGUGAUCAGGUUAAAAUCGAGAGCUUGAAGGGGAAGAAGCUUGGAUUGUAUUUCUCAGCAUCAUGGUGUGGUCCGUGUCAACGAUUCACCCCUAAGUUAGUGGAGGUGUACUCUGAACUCUCUCCAAAAGGUGAUUUUGAGAUCAUUUUUGUCUCAGGAGAUGAAGAUGCAGAACUAUUCAAUGGUUACUUCUCUAAGAUGCCAUGGCUUGCAAUCCCUUUUUCUGAUUCAGAGACACGUAGCCGCUUGGACAAGUUGUUCAAGGUGAUGGGAAUACCUCAUCUUGUGCUCUUGGAUGAAAAUGGUAAAGUCAUAACUGAUGAGGGAGUUGAGAUCAUUCAAGAGUAUGGAGAGGAAGGGUACCCUUUCACCCCUGAAAAAAUCCAAGAAUUAAAAGAUUUAGAAAAAAAGGCCAAGUCGGAACAGUCCAUAAAAACUAUCUUUGUUUCCCGUUCACGUGACUUUGUAGUUACAUCUGAUGGAAACAAGGUGCCUGUGUCUGAACUUGAGGGAAAGAUUGUAGCACUAUAUUUCUUAGAGUCUUCAGACGAGGAAUCUGCUGAUUUUACUCCAAAACUUGCUGAAGUUUAUAAGAAACUGAAAGAAAAGGGGGAGAAUUUUGAGAUUGUUGUGGUAUCUCUUGAUGAUGAAGAGGAAUCUUUCAAGGAAAGCUUUGUGGCACCUUGGUUGGCAUUGCCCUUCAAAGACCAGAGCUGUGAGAAAUUAAUUAGGUACUUUGAGCUCUCGACCCUUCCAACUGUUGUUAUUAUUGGCCCUGAUGGCAAAACUCUCCACUCUAAUGCUGCCGAAGCAAUUGAAGAACAUGGGAUUCAGGCCUAUCCCUUCACACCAGAAAAAUUUGCAGAGCUUGCAGAAAUAGAGAAAGCAAAAGAGGAAGCACAAACUCUGGAAUCAAUUCUGAUUUCUGGGGAUUUGGAUUUUGUCAUUGGGAAGGAUGAUGCUAAGGUCCAGGUGACCGACUUGGUGAGGAAGACCAUUCUCUUGUACUUCUCAGCACAUUGGUGCCCACCAUGCCGUGCCUUCACGCCAAAACUUGUUGAAGUAUACAAGAAGAUCAAGGUGAAGGAUGAAGCAUUUGAAGUGGUUUUUAUUUCUAGUGAUAGUGAUCAAGCCUCCUUUGAGGAAUAUUAUUCAGGAAUGCCCUGGCUGGCACUUCCUUUUGGUGAUGCUAGGAAGCCAUUGUUGAGUCGCAAAUUCAAGGUCCAAGGCAUCCCCAUGCUUAUAGCCAUUGGACCAACUGGAAAAACUGUUACAAAAGAGACCAGGGAUCUGAUCAUGGACCAUGGGGCCGAUGCCUAUCCUUUCACUGAGGAGCGUUUGAAGGAGAUUGAAGCACAGUAUGAGGAGAUGGCAAAGGGGUGGCCUGAGAAACUGAAACAUGAACUGCACGAGGAGCAUGAGCUCGUGCUCACUCGUCUUCAUUAUUUCAAGUGUGAUGGAUGCAAUGAAGAAGGACAAGCGUGGUCAUUUUUGUGUGAAGAAUGUGACUUCACUCUCCAUCCGAAGUGUGCCCUGAAAGAAGAUAAAGAAACCAAAGCUGAUGAAAUGGAAGAAGGAAAUCCAAAAGAAGGUUGGAUCUGUAAAGGGGAGGUCUGUACUAGAAUUUGAUGGAUUUUGUCCUUGGGGGUUUGGUGGUGCUGUUCUCUAUAUUUCACGUUUGUUUUCAAAUGUAGCAGCCGCAGUGGUACUUAUGCUUUGUUUCUUAUUGGGCUUGGAGAUACCCUGGUAUCUGUCCAAUUGUUCAUGCUGAUGCAGCCAUAAUCAUAUCUUUGCUAUGAAAUAAAAAAACUUUGAAAAUCUGUCUCCAAUAGCAAUG
Messenger RNA from Durio zibethinus, 2143 nucleotides. RefSeq names its product putative nucleoredoxin 1. The record is from RefSeq and is a predicted model, not a curated record. NCBI's taxonomy places the organism in Eukaryota, Viridiplantae, Streptophyta, Magnoliopsida, Malvales, Malvaceae. Gene Ontology annotation, molecular function: thioredoxin-disulfide reductase (NADPH) activity.